CGGAAGCGGAGAGACCACCCUGGGUCACGACGGAUAGCUGAAGUCACUUUUCGGUCGACCUCUAAAGACUCAACGUUGUCUGAGGAAGAAGCCCGGAAGAGGAGGAAGAGGAAAGAAAAGGAGGCAGGAAUGGCUCUUUCUCAGGAACAGUUGACCUUCAAGGAUGUGGCCAUAGAAUUCUCUCAGGAGGAGUGGGAAUGCCUGGACCCUGCUCAGAGGGCCUUGUACAGGGAUGUGAUGCUGGAGACCUACAGGAACCUGCUCUCCCUGGUUGUUUGAUCCCAAAUCAAAAAGGCACCCGUUGAGAUUACUCCUCUCUGCCCUUGGAUGCCGCCGAGUCAGCAUCGUUGACGUCUCCCCACUCCACCGCCAUCGUGUCUAAGUCAGAGUCUCCCAA
Molecule: messenger RNA, 397 nt
Organism: Balaenoptera acutorostrata (minke whale)
Lineage: Eukaryota; Metazoa; Chordata; Mammalia; Artiodactyla; Balaenopteridae
Product: zinc finger protein 525-like
Exons: 4
Coding region: 130-279 (49 amino acids)
Biological process (GO): regulation of DNA-templated transcription
Source: RefSeq, a predicted model, not a curated record